Messenger RNA from Metschnikowia bicuspidata var. bicuspidata NRRL YB-4993, 663 nucleotides. RefSeq lists its product as uncharacterized. Lineage: Eukaryota; Fungi; Ascomycota; Pichiomycetes; Serinales; Metschnikowiaceae. The coding region runs from base 136 to 594 and encodes 152 amino acids. The record is from RefSeq and is a predicted model, not a curated record. The transcript has a single exon.
GUUGGAGGACUGGGCUGGCUGGGCUUGGCUCCUGCAUCAGAGUCCCGACUGCAACCAUUAGAAAUCAGCAGUAUAGGAGGACACCGGGUCGGGUUUCAGAGGAGGUUAUUCUCCGCCUUUUUUGCUGUGGCUUUGAUGACGAAUCUACCGGAAACGAUGUUGGAUGACUGGGCAUCGCUGGGCUCGACGACCUGCAUCAGAGCCCAUCUGCUACUACUAUUCGAAAUCAAAAGUACGGGUAUUUGUAGGGACAUUUUGUCGUGGUUUCAGAGUGUAUCCUUCGACUCUGGCUUCUUGCAUUCUAGUUCAAUUUUGUUCCUUCAAAAGAGGAGUGUAAAAAAACGUGUUGGAAGACUGGGCGUGGCUGGGCUCGCGGACCGGCAUCAGAGGCCCGCCUGCUACUAUUAUUUAAAAUCAGUAGUACGGGUAUUGAAAAGACACUGGGCCAUGGUUUCGAGAGCAAUCUUUUACUUUGGGCUUCUUCAUUUUGAUUUUAAUUGCGAAUCUGUCAAAAGAAGGUUCUGGAGGAUUGGCCAUGGCUGGCCUUACGACAUCGCCGCUACUACUUCUAAAGUCAGUAGCAUUGGCAAUUGAGAGGUUGUCAUAACAAUCGCUAUUUCACAAAUCAUUUUUAUACUCUCUUGCACUCAAAUCUAUCUUUGU